UGUUUUGUUUUCGAACAAAGUUGUUGCAAAUUUUCUUUUGUCCUCGUUCAUUUCGUUUUUGGCAGUUCGCGGUGUCGCAGCCAACCGAAAAUCGAUCCGAAAAGUGGGUUGAUGAAAAACCUAAAGGCAUGUCAUAGAGCCCACAAUAUGUUUGAAGUCAUAUUUUCGAUGAGAAUUAGAUCUAAAAUGAAGAUGCAAUUCAUCUCUUGCAUCAUCAUAACUCUUUUACUGACAACAAUUGUACAAGUACAAGGAACAAAAAUCUAUGAAGCUAAUACAUGUACUCCUGUUUGUUGGACUGAUUUUAUACAACGAAAUGAUGCCCCCCUGAUGCUUCAAGAGAUGAUUCAAACAAUUUCAACCUACGGACCCGAGUCACCGCAAAUGGCGAUGCUCCUACAAACAUUAAUCACUGAAACUGAAACUAUACGAAAUGAACCUAAUGUAGUUAUGGAUACAGAAGUGGUUGAGAUUGUUGAAACAGUCGAAGAAAUUGUUCCUUUGCCUGUACUGGGAAAUGAGAAUGUAAUAGAAACUACUACAGUCGUCAUCACGGAUAGAGCACCUCUACUAGAACCUAUAAUUUUCCAACCACCGCCCUUGAACCCCGAAUUAAUUGAAGCAGCACCAGUAUACAUUGAAGAAUUGAUCACCAAUCAAGAAUUGGAGUGCGAUAUACCACCAGCACAAUUGAACGAUUUUUUGAGCAAGGUUUUUACACUAUCAGACACCACAUUCUUCGAAAUUCCAUUGACCGGCUCUUCAUUCAUGUCUCUUUCUUCAUCUUCGUCCUCAGAAGAGGAGCUGAUAACAGAGAUGGUUGUCAACAGAAAGCAAACUACGAUUACGAAGAACAGAAUUGUUCUGAAGAAGAAAAUACUGAGAUACCUGAAGCAAGUUAUUGAACAGAAAGCUCUUCCUACAGAAAUGAUGGAUAAACUAGUCGAUUAUAUUGAUUACUUGAGUCAAGAUGUUAUUGAUCAAAAAGAUGAAAUUAUUGAAACCAUUUACGAGCAGGACAUAUCACAAAUAGUAAUCCAAGAACCAGUCGUGGAUCCCUCUUACCUCGAUAUGCAUUUCACAGAGGUAUCAGUACAGAACUAUGUCACUGGACUUCUAUCCAAUCCAAAUUUGGUCUCAGACUUACCACAAGAUGAGCUCGCUUUCAUUAUGAAUCAGGUUCUAUCAGGAUCCGAUACAGCAUUUCUAGAUACAUUACCACUGGUUGAUACUGUUACAUAUGAGACUGAAGUUACGGACAUUGAAAGUUUUAUUCCAGAAGAGGACAUCAUUGUUGAAACUGAAGAAAUCGACAUAACUGUGACAAGGCCUGUUGUGGUUGAUUAUUUGCAGCAAAUUAUCAACAAAGGAACACUACCAAUAGACUUGAUCAAUAGACUUUAUGGUUACGUGGAGUUUAUGACUAAAGGAGAUCCCUCUGCUGUGAACCAUGACUCAUUUGUACCUCUUGCCCUUGAUGCUGACAUUUUGGUAAUGCUGCCGUCCUAUAUUGAUGAGAUAGUAUCUGACCCUCUACUGAUGCCUUCCAUCCCAACCGAUGAACGUAGAAUGGUUCUGAAUCAGAUAUUUACUGGUACAGACCUAUCGUUCUACGAGGCUCUUCCUGAGUCAAUAACUACAUCAACAACUAUUACAACUUAUGAGGUCUUAGAGAAUAGCGAUCCUGUGAUACAAGAUGUCAGGAUUGUUAAGAAAAAAAAGCAACGCAAGAGCAAGAAAUCAAAAUUCUCCAAGAAACGUAUCAUCAAGUAUCUGCAACAAGUUAUUGAAAAGAAAGCACUGCCGUCAGAGAUGCUUACUAGACUGAGUGACUACUUGGAUUUUAUACAUGAAGAUGGUCAAUACACAAGAACUAUUACAGAAACUGUCACCGAAGAAACAAUCGAAGAAAAACCGAAAGGAAAAUUCUCGCUGGCCAUCACAGGUAUAGACGCAGUCGACAUUGUGAAGCCGGUCGGAAAAUCCCUCGACAAGUUGACCUUGAAACUUAACGGAGGCGGCAUGAAAGGUCUCAUAGAAAAGUUGGGAAGUUUCAGCGAUAGCUCCGAGGAAACAAAAAUAGCGUCGACUCCAGAUUUCAAGUUCUCAUUCCCGUUCGACGAGAGCUACUUGAGUAGCAUGUACCCCAACGUGGAUUUCCAAGGAAUGGUCACCAAGUAUCUCGCGGGAGAGAAAGAAAUUGAGAACGAACUCUUUGAAACCCCUCUGGCUGAGCUGGAUUUGGAGGAGAAGAAAAUAGCUGAAAAUGCUGAAAUCCUUCACGAUAACUGGAUGGAUGUUGUGGGUGAGCUGGGUUUGUUGAUGAAGUCUGAGAAAGAUAUUGAUGGUGUUGAUCAGUUGACGACGAUUUUGAAAGAUUUGCAAGCCUACGUUCCUCAACAGAGCAUCAAUGCGGCCGACAAUCUAUCUAUGAAGAAGAUUAAAAAAAUCCUACAAAAUUUGAGCGAUUUUGUCACCGGGCAUCCUAGUUUGAAGAAUGUGAAAAAGUAUGGGGACAUUGUGAAAGGUUUGAAAACUAACUUGAAGUUUUCAGAAAAGUUUUUCAAGAAGGUAAAAUCAAUUUCAAUAAAGAGGAGUAGUAUCAGGAAAAUUGUGAACAAGAAAAAAUACUCAACAGUGAUGGAAAAGGUUCAGGAGAAACUGAAAUCCAUUCCUGAAAUCUUGAAACAGGAGUCUAGUGUGAUCGGGAAUGUUUUUUCGAGAAUUAUGAAUGAUUUGGAGAAUUUUAUGGCUUGGAAACCGAGUGACGUCAUCCAGGACAGCUAUACUAAACUUUUGUCUCGUAUGCACGAUUUUAUGAAUGAAGUUACUACGGGUGACGUAGAUAUUGAUAGUUACAAUGGGGAACUUAUGAAUGAAAUUGAAUUGUACAUGAAAGAAGAGGUGAACCCUAGAAAUCUGGCCUCUUACUUAGUUGUUGAUCCUGAACAAUCCACUUCUACUACAUAUUUAGAGAGUUUGGAAGUUAUUCCUGAGUUUAUUGUUGAAGAAGGGUUCAACGUAGAGUUUAUUGAUGAGGUUGAAACUUGUAGCAGGUUGAUUUCAGAGUUGGAGGCUCUGAUAGAAUCAAGGACAACAUCAGUGUACUCGUUUAAAUACAAGAAAAUAAUCACAAAACUAACAAAAUACAUACAAAACUUGAAACAGUAUGGAGUCAAUGCUGUAUGCCCGGAAGAGUACCAACUAGCACUACAGGAUUUGGAGAAAUAUAUCGUUAAUGAUCCGACAAUUGUAACUCCAGACCGUUAUUUGAAACUCAUAUCCAACAUCAACUACAACAUAGAUAUGAUCAGUUAUGAUACGGUGGAUGUGAACCCUUUCAUUGAAAGAUCUGUGGAUUUUUUGGAGAGUUUCUUUGAAGCAAACCCAACAAUUGUGAAAAAUGAGGUAAGUGUGAAGAUUAUAAAAAUUCGGAAAUUUAUGAGGAGUAUAAAAAGGUUCGGUAUACGUUCGGUGAAUGUUAAACAGUACAGUGAAAUUAUACAGGAAUUGGUUGGUGAUAUUACUCAGAACGAAAGUUAUGUGGAGGAUACUUCGGAAGUGACAUACUUUCUGAACCAAAUUUCAGAUUACAUCGAAACUCCCAACUAUGUCAUUCACAGUGUUGAUCCAAACUUCGUGAAAUUGAUCUCAGAUGUUGAAUAUUUUCUAACUACCAAUACAGAAAUAAAAAUAUCCAAAUACACUAAGUACAUUACGACUUUGUAUAAGUUUGUACAUGAGGUCGAAAGGUUUGGUUUGGAAACAGUGGAUCUUGGUUUGUACAAAAUUGAAGUAGAAGAAUUUAUCAAUGAAAUUCGUGAGGAUAUUUUGAUUCCAGAUGAAAACUCUCAAAUCUUUGUUUUUCUUAUCAACGAAAUUAAUGAACAAAUCGAGAAUCCAUUGAUGGGUACUCAUGAGAUUGAUCCAUUCAUUGAGAAAUCUAUCACCGAGAUCGAUAGUUUCAUACACCAAAAAGAUGUUACAAAAGUUUUGAAAUACUAUAAACAUGUUUUUAAAUUGAGAAAAUAUGUGACAAGUGUUAAGAAAUUUGGGAUACAAGCGGUGGAACAUGAAGAUUAUUAUGAAAUGUUGAAUGGUUUUGUUGAGGAGGUGAAAGAAGAUGAAGUAUUCGAAAAUCCUGAGGUUUUUGAAAAUCUAGUCUCAGAAACAUCAUCAUUCAUUGUGGAUACAUCCUACGGACUUCACGAAGUAGACCCCUUCAUCUCGAGGUCGAUUUCAACUCUUGAAAGCUAUUUCCUCUCCGAACCUAGAGCUGACUUCUCUAAAUACUCAGCCCACAUCACGAAAAUAUACAAAUACAUCUCUGAAGUGAAACGGUUUGGCAUGGAAGCUGUAGAUACCGAGGGUUAUAUCAGUAUUUUGGAAGAGAUCAAUCAAGAAAUAUUUAACGAUAUGAGUAUUGAUGACAUUGAUAAAUACACACAUAUCAUAGGACAAGUUACGGGAUAUUUGAAGGAGAGUUCAAAGAUUGAAAGUUUGAAAUCUGUAGACCCCUUCAUUGAGAGAUCUAUUAACAUGUUGGAGAGUCUGAUAGAAUCUGAUGCUAAAAUCCUACACACUACCCGUUACAAAAAGAUAAUUACAAAGAUUUACAAGUAUAUUUCUGAUGUAAGGGUUUACGGAAUUGAGUCUGUGGAUUUGAACAGCUACCAAACAGUUUUGAAUCAGUUUGUACAAUAUGUAUCAUCUGAUCCCAGUAUUGAAAACAGUGAACAAUAUACAGGACUUGUGAAUGAAAUCUCAGAUUAUAUUCUAGACACCAGUUACGGUACUUACGAGUUUGAUCCUUUUGUUGAGAAGUCCAUUGUAGAGUUGGAAAACUAUCUGCAAGUGAGUUCUACUGUUGUUUACAAGAAAAAGUAUUCGAAAAUUAUCAGGAAACUGUACAAACAUGUAUCAAAUGUGAAAAGAUACGGAAGUAGUUCUGUUGAUACGGAAGAUUAUCAGCGUAUCAUUGCUGAGUUACAAGCUGAGAUAGCGUUGGAUGAGAAUAUUGAGCAAGAUUGUGCUGAAUAUUUGGGGUUAGUGGAGGAAAUCUCAGAGUUAUCCCAGGAUAAACAAGUGUUUGAGUAUGUGCCAGUGGAUCCCUUCAUUGAAAGAGCCAUAGUUGAGUUGGAAAAGUAUUUGCAGACUAGUUCGGGAGUGGCUUACACCACAAAAUACUCUAUCCAUAUUACAAAAAUGUACAAAUAUAUUUCAGAUUGGAGACGUUUUGGGGUUACAGAAAUAGACCACGAAUACUACAUGAAAACCUUGUCAGAACUCAUGGAAAGUGUGCAUGAAGAUUUGGAUAGUGAUACUUCGAAAACAUGCAUAGAUUUGAUUCUACAAGUGGCAGAUUACUUUGACACCCCUACCUAUGUUUCACAUGACUUGGACUCCUAUAAAAUACUGGUUUCUGAUUUUGAAAAUUAUCUCACUACUGAUCCACAAAUUGAGAACGGUGUAAUUUUGAACCCUAUUUCAAAAUUGAACACCUAUGUAACUGAGGUGAAAACAUUUGGAAAAAGUUCUGUACCAGUUGAAAAUUACCGAAGUGUACUAACAGACUUGGAGAAACAGGUCAUCAACAAUUUGGAUGUUGAAACCCAAAAACCAUACAUCGAUUUGAUAUCUCAGAUUUCUGUACACUUCGAAGAUACUACAGUUACUUGUGUGGAAGAUAAUCUUGAUCCUUAUAAGAUGGUUGUAACUGAGCUGGAGAUUACUCUACGCUCAGAUCCUAGGAUUCAAUACACUACUAGUAUCUCCCUACUAGUCACUAAGCUUCAUAAAUAUAUUUCCGAUGUGAAAAGGUACGGGUUAGGUUCAGUUGAUACUGGACACUACGUUGAAGUGAUCACUGAACUCUCUAAUGAAUUGUUCCCUCUACUUGAUGGAGGAGACCUCGAGAUCUAUACAGAAAUCUUCAAUCAAAUCUACAGCUAUUUCGGGACUCCUAGUUACGUCUCGUACGAUCUGGAUGAAUACAGCACCUUGGUUACAAAUUUGGACAACUUUUUCCAACAGGAAGCCAAAAUUGUUUACACUAAGAAAACUACAACACUGAUCAAAAAAUUGUACAAAUAUACGUCAGUUGUGAAAAAAUAUGGUCUGGGUGCCGUAGAUGUGGAUAGUUAUAGAGUGCUGAUAAAUGAACUUCAAAACGAGGUUUCAAAUUUGGAUCCUACAGUGGAUACCUCAAAAUUCACAGAGCUCACUUCGGAAAUUAUCACGUAUUUUGAACCAACAACUGUUGAGCCACAAGAGCUGAACAGUUACAAAACUUUAAUAUCAAAUUUUGAAACCGUAUUCCAAGCUAGCACUAGCAACCUAUCACCAAAAUUCACCCUACUCUUGAAAAAACUUCAUAAAUAUACUUCAGAUAUUGAGCGUUAUGGAAUCAAUGCAGUCGAUGUAGCCUAUUAUCAGAGUAUUUUAUCUGAAUUGGAUUCGGAGAUAACUAAAGAUACCACUUUGGUAGAUUGUGACAUUUUGAAAGAUUACAUCACACAAAUACAGCAAGUUUAUGAUCCCAAUGAUGGAGAAACUAAUGAGAUAGGUCUCUAUAGAAUGCUGGUUUCGGAAUUGGAAACUGUAUUGGGUCAUUCAAAAAAAUCCACAGAAUAUACAACUAUUUUGAAAAAGUUAACAAAGUAUAUUUCAGAUGUGAAACGUUUCGGAGUUGUUAGUUUAGAUAAUGAACAUUAUGCUCGUUUGGUACAACAAUUAAACAAUCUAAUCAUCUCAGAUGAAGCAAUUGAUGUAGAAGUUACCACAGAUUUAGUGAAACAACUGGAAGGAUAUUUUGUUACACCAGAUUAUGUAUCAAUAGAUUUUGAACCCUAUUGUAACCUAGUUACAGAGUUGGAAAAUGUAUUUGCUGGUGACACUAGUGUAGUUUAUGCUACAAAGUAUUCGUUGAAAAUUACAAAACUGAAAAAGUUUGUCAAAAGAAUCAAGAAGUAUGGAGUGAAAGCUGUGGAUAUGACUCAGUAUAAACAGCUGCUUACAAGUUUGACUGAUGAGAUAAUAACAGACCCUGAAAUUGAAUCCACCAGCGAAUACACUAGUAUGAUUUCACAGAUCUCUACCUACUUCGAUCCACCUCCUACAACGAAUAUAGUAAACACUGUAGAUCCAUUCCAAGAACUAGUCUCAGAUUUGGAAACCUACAUCAAACAAGAACCAAAACUCACAAAAUCAUCAAAGAUUUCAAUUCUGAUACAAAAGUUGUUCAAAUAUUCAGCAGAUGUGAAAAGUUUUGGACCGACCGCUGUGGAUCUCCAAUAUUACCAGGAUAUAGUGACACAGUUCAAUAAAGAGUUGGAACUGGAGACACAUUUAGAUGACAAGGAACAAUAUCAAGAUAUGAUAUCACAAAUAUCUGAUUACUUUGGAGUACCAACCUAUGUUACCUAUAACUCAGACCCCUAUUCCUCAGUUAUCUCUGAAAUUGAAACCUAUGUGAAACAGUUACCGUCUCAUGAAAUAUAUUUGGAACCGUUAACAAAACUACAAAAAUACUCUUCAGAUGUGGUAGCUUACGGAAAAAAUAAUAUCGAUAACAAUUAUUAUCAGUUACUUGUGACACAGAUGUGGAGCACUUUGACGGCUGACCCACAAAUUCAAAAUUUAGAGAUUUUUGAGGACCUUAUUUCGGAAAUUUCUGAUUAUUUUGAUACCUCUUGUCAUGUUGAAUUCAAUUUGGAUCCUUACAAACAAGCUGUAACGGAGUUGGAGACGUAUAUGCAAAAAACCACAAUAAAAACUACUACUAAAAAAACAUCUAUCAAACGUACUACAUUGAUUAAGAAACUAUAUAGAUAUAUAAACGAUGUAGACACGUAUGGUAUAGAGUCAGUGGACCCAGAUCAUUAUAAUACAAUACUUCACGAACUUGAAGAGGACUUGGGACUUGAUGAAGUUGUGGAUGAAGGCUACACGAACUUGAUUUCACAGAUCUCCGAGUACUUUGUCACACCAUCUUAUGUAAACUACGAUUUACAACCGUACACCGACGUAAUUACAAAACUUGAGGCAUAUUUAAGCACAGGAUCCAACGAUUUAUAUGUUAAAAAAUAUUCUGCUCAUUUGGAGAAAUUGUCAAUAUUUACCACAGAAGCUAAGAAGUAUGGUAUAGGUGUGGUAGACACUAACGCCUACUCGUUCACUUUGUCUCAACUUCAGAAUGAGUUGGAGAAUGAUGGAGUUUUCCCAGAUUCAACCAUCUAUGAAGGGUUUAUCAAUGAGUUGUCCAGUUAUUUCGAGACAGAUCAGAAUUUGAGUAAUCUAGACCAAUAUACCAGUUUGAUAAAUGAGAUUGAAGACCGGUUUCAAACUGGUCACACUGUUCUGUUCACGAAAAAAUACUCUAAAUAUGUAAGGAAAUUGCGGAAAUAUGUGGUGGAUGUCAGAAAAUACGGUAUUAAAUAUGUCGAUCCCAAAUAUUUCAACACAGUUCUAGAAGAAAUGAUGACAGAAGUCUCAGCCGACCCUGAAAUCGAGGAUGUAGUCUGGUAUGAGAACAAUGUGUCUCAACUCAAUGAACUGUUGGUUAUACCGGAGUAUGAGACUUUCAACGAAGAUCCCUAUGAAACGUUGAUAACAAACUUGGAUGAUGCAUUAUCAUCUAGUAGCACAGUAACAAAAGUGGUUUAUUCAAGAAAAUACUCGUUGAAAAUAAAGAAACUCAGAAAAUAUUCGAAAAUUGUGAAGAAAUACGGCAUAAGUGCUGUGGAUUCACAGUAUUAUAAUGGGUUGUUAACUGAAAUCAAGUCUGAUAUUGAUAGAACUGUGGAAGCUUCUGAAAAUUUAUCAGAAAUCUUCUCAGAUAUUUCAACCUACAUUGAAACACCCAGUUUCUUUCUACACACCUCUGACCCGUUUACAACUCUUCUCACAGAGUUAGAAGAACUCAUAAACACUGAAAUCAACGUUUUCCAAGCUCCAAAAUACUAUCCAAUCAUCAAGAAUCUAUUUGGUUAUAUUUCCCAAGUCAAACAAUUCGGUCUAAAAGUGUUGGAUAACUCAGAUUACUAUCAGGAUUUGAUGACUCUUCAAAAAAUGCUUUCACAGGAACCAAAGAACAAUGGUUUUGGGAAGUAUUCUACACUGAUUAUGCUGAUUUCUAAAGCUUUCGAUGAUACUUGUGGUGUUUUACCAGAUUCUGAGCUUCUUAUCAACUUGUUGUUUGAUGUGGAGAAUCAUAUCAGUGAAGAAACACACAUUACAAACCAUAACCAGUAUUUCACAACCAUUGGAAACCUUUAUGAUUUCUUAUUGGAUGUACACUUGUUUGGAACACAAGGAGUAAACAGGAAUCUGUACAGGAAUAUGGUUACCCAGGUUUCUAACGUGAUUUCAUCAGAUGCUAACAUACGAAACCAACACACUUACAUUGGUACGUUAUCUCGGGUAUCAACAUAUCUAACUUGUAGUUCUUUGUUCCCAUAUUCCACUGAGAAUUUCCGUAGUUUGAUGGGGAAACUUGAGGAACUAAUCAGUCGUGAACCGAAAUUAAUAUUCAGGUACAAGUAUCUCCCCAUAAUCUAUGACCUCUACAACUACAUCCCAGAUUUCCAGUAUCUUGGUACAGAGGGUACAAGGUCUGAACACUACCGGAACAUUCUGUCUGAGUUCAGAGCAUCCAUAGCUAUCGAACCCAACCUCCUUGACUCCGAUAUCUACUUUGAAGUAAUCGAGGAUAUAUUCGAGGAAAUUGAUCGGCCUUUCCAUUUCUCAAGAGAGGUUAAACCGUUCAUGAAGUUGAUUGGGGAAAUGGAGAAAGUUAUCGAACUAGAACCUGACCUGGUGAACACUAUUUACUACAGGAAACAUCUACUGAAGCUGAGACACUACAUCUCACAUCGACACGCCGUCAAAAACCUCGACUUGGAACUGGAUUACAUCAGUGUGAUUGUUGAUGAUGUUGUCAAAGUGAUGUCAACUGAACCUAAAGUGUUGGAUCAGACAACUUUUGAUCGUCUUGUGUUUAGGCUACGCAAACAUGUGAAAGUCAGUAAGAAAUCACGUCUAGCCAUACCUCUGGACUCUGCAGACACUGCAACAAUUGAAGAGAUUGAGGAGUUUGUUUUGAAAACUACCACCAACACACUACCUGACAGCUUCUUGGAGGACGAUCGACUAGCUAUGGAGCUGGGGCUAUCUGCUACAAAACCAGAUCCCAAUCUAGAAACUGUUGAUAAUGUGGAUCCGUUUUUGAGUGAUAUCUCCGGGUUGUCUCCAAAUUCAGAACGUUCGAAACUGUUAGCUAUGAUUAAAACACUGUCCAAACCUGGAGCAGUAUCGUCACCCGAUGUACUGCUGAAACUCACCGAUUAUUACAGGAGUAAGUUUGGGGAGCUGGAUGGGGUAGUGGGUGAUAAUCUGUUGAGUUUUGGGGAACCAAAUUUGAUUUUGGAUGAUGAUUUCGGAGGUAGUUUCGGUGGGACUCCAAUGUAUGGUGGUUUGGGAGGAAACCCAAUGGGUUUAGGGGGAACCCCGAUGAGCCUAGGGGCAAACUUCCCCAUGGAAGACCCCAGUUUCCUGUUCAACAACCCGGUCAUCAUCCAACCUGUACCGGUGUUUGUUUCGGGACCUCUUCCGGGUGAACCCACCCCUGAGAUUGACCCGACCAGUUUCCUGAGCGUGAUGGGGGAUGAAACCAUUGCCAAGCUGAUCCCUCCCAACGACAACUGGGAAAGCUACACCCUGCACAUCGAGGGCAUCGAUACCCUCGAACAGCUGGAGGCUCUGAAGGCAGCAGUGGAGAGGAAUGGUCUGCUGAUCGCAGGCUUGGACACAAUGGCUGUUGAGGCUCCUCCCACUGAAGCCGAAAACUUCGACGGAUAUAUGGGGCUGGACGAGGUGGCUGCCAUGUAUGCUGAGAUGACGGCCAAAGUGGAAUUAGUGGAGGAGAUUCUCGACACAGAAUAUGAAUUGGUGUCUGAUCUGCAAAUCGAAAAUGAGAUCACCGAUCUAGAGGAAGCAACUGCAUUCAUUGAACAGGAAGUUAUAGCGCUACCUCCACACCUGAGGCCUCUCGUCGAGCCUAUGGUUUUGAGAAAGUCGACACACUUCAUUUCUAUGAAUACUGUGUUUGGAGGAGGAAGAGAUGUGAUACCUCUAUUGGGCGAUAGAUUCAUGUCGGUUUUUGGAGAAUAUGUCGUGUACUACGAUUAGAAGAGUGUACUGGCAAUAUUAGGAUUGGAAACUGAAUCUACAUUGGGUAAUGGAAACCUGUUAGUCAGGCGUAAAGAACUUUGAAGACGUCUCGAAAACAUCGCUUGAAAAUAGUCCACCACCUCAUUAUCUAUCAAUUCAAUUGCAUUUUCAGGGUGGAAUUAUAAGCUUGAUUAGAAAACAAAAAAAUGUAAAUAAAUGUAUAAAUUAUUGCA
This is a messenger RNA of Nilaparvata lugens (brown planthopper), 11402 nucleotides long. RefSeq lists its product as uncharacterized. NCBI's taxonomy places the organism in Eukaryota, Metazoa, Arthropoda, Insecta, Hemiptera, Delphacidae. The transcript is spliced from 23 exons. The coding region runs from base 112 to 11187 and encodes 3691 amino acids. The record is from RefSeq and is a predicted model, not a curated record.